Messenger RNA from Trichomonas vaginalis G3, 1197 nucleotides. Its product is annotated as mRNA splicing, via spliceosome. The record is from RefSeq and is a predicted model, not a curated record. Gene Ontology annotation, molecular function: protein binding. Gene Ontology annotation, biological process: mRNA splicing, via spliceosome. Gene Ontology annotation, cellular component: catalytic step 2 spliceosome; Prp19 complex; precatalytic spliceosome. NCBI's taxonomy places the organism in Eukaryota, Parabasalia, Trichomonadida, Trichomonadidae. The transcript has a single exon. The coding region runs from base 1 to 1197 and encodes 398 amino acids.
AUGGAUCUAGCUAAUUUAAUUUCAUCGAACAAACAGAGGACAAAUGAAUUAUAUGGUGCAACUAGAUUUGUUCUACCAAAAUCUUCCUUAAUGGAAGCAAUGUAUUCAGAUUUAUCUUUCGAAACUCAAACUACAACGAAUAAAUUCCUUCCAAAGUCACAAAAAGAAAUAAACAUCGAGAAGAUAGCUCCAGCGCCUGUUAUUGAUGAAAGACCUGAUAGAGCUCGCCAAAAUUUAGUCGAAGAUGGAAUUGCUGCCAAACCUCAUCGUAAUUGGUACAACUAUUGUGUAUUGACAGGACAUGCAGCAUGGGUCAAAGCAAUUUCAGUUGAUCAAUCCAAUGAAUUUUUCGUAACUGGUUCUACAGACAGAAUGAUUAAGUUUUGGCGCCUUGCUGAACGCGAAUUAACUAACACUCUAACAGGCCAUACAGGUGCUGUUCUUGAUUUAUGUUUAUCUAAACAAGGAUUUCCAUAUCUUUAUUCUGUUGGAGACGCCAAAGAAGUUUACAAUUGGGACCUCAAUAUGAAUUCAAUUAUACGAAGAUUCUUCGGCCAUGGUAGUGGCGUUUACUGCGUUGAUGAACAUCCGAGUCUUCCAAUUAUUGCAACAGGAUCACGCGAUUCAACGGUCAGAGUAUGGGAUUUACGAACUCAGAGUUCAGUUUUUACUCUCGAAGGUCAUGAAAGAACCGUUUUUGACGUAAUGUUUUUACAAGAUGAAAGUCAUUUAGUUACAGCAUCAGCGGAUAGCAGAAUAAGAAUCUGGGACCUGAAAACAGGUAAAAUGAGUGCAGUUCUCACUAACCACAAGAAGACAAUUCGAAAAUUAUCUGCUCAUCCAAGAUUAUUCUCUUUCGUCAGCGCUUCUGCUGAUGCAAUCUUCCAAUGGAACGGACAAGAUGCUAAACUAUACAGAGAGUUCAAAUCCCACGAAGCCGUCAUAACAGGACUCGCAAUAAAUGAAGAUGGAGUUAUGGUAACAAGUGGCGACGAUGGCUCAUUGAAAUUCUGGGAUUUCGACAGCGGAACAUGCUUCCAGGAAACAUCAACUGUCGUACAACCUGGAAGUCUCGCUGCAGAAAAGGGAAUUUUGGAUAUUUCGUUUGAUAAAACAGGAACAAGAUUGAUUACUUGUGAAAUGGACAAAACUGUUAAACUAUGGAGAGAAGUUGACGAAAAUGGAAAGCCAUAUUGA